Messenger RNA from Physella acuta, 4788 nucleotides. RefSeq lists its product as uncharacterized. NCBI's taxonomy places the organism in Eukaryota, Metazoa, Mollusca, Gastropoda, Physidae. The record is from RefSeq and is a predicted model, not a curated record.
AAGGGAACCCGAAUUCCGUUUAAGGCACCAACACGAAAACCAUCCAUGGCCCAUCGCGGCUCUAUACUAACACUGGAGACAAGACGACGCUCGUCACCAAAGCCCUUGUUCACUGAUGAAGAAAUGAAAAGUUUGGAAGAGCGUUUCUGGAAGACGAAAAAGGGUCGGAAAAAAACUAGCGCGGAAUGGAACGAAUACAUGAAAACCCAGACAAAAAAGGCCAAAAUACGUUUGGAGAAAAUGGAAGAACAGGACACCAGCGCUGCUUUCGUCCCAUCCAUCCAGUCGACUGACAGCAAAGAUGAAGACGGAAGCAUAAUAGUCACGGGUAAAGAGGAAAGAAAGAGGAGCGACCCUGCAAUUGUGCCUACCACUGAGAAAGUUCAAACGAGAAGGAGAUCACUUACUGUUGAAGGCACGAGCAAUAGAACCAAGAUGUCCAGUGUUGUAUCAAACAUAACAAAAAUAAAGAAAACUUUUGUGGACCCUAGACGUCGAAAAGCUACUGAAAUCCCAGCUACACCCGCUGAUACAACUGCAGAAACUACCAAAGAAGAAAUUUUGAUAACUAUACAGCCAAAAGACGACAAUAAAGACAAUAUAGACGACGACGUAGUGAGUGUGACAAGCAGGCUUUCAACCGGCUCAAAGCACAGAAAAAGCACAGCACAAGACAAGAGAAGGGGCUCAACGUCAUCGGUUAAAAGCAAGUCGGGGCGAAGUAGUAUGGUGGUCCACCCGCUCAAAGACGGCACAUCAUUCCUAUCCCAUAAGCCUUACAGACCGGACGAAGACGAGCCCAUUAUGGUUGUGAAAGCAAAGGGUCGGCAUUCAGAAUACAAAGAAAAGACAACUGGAGCCAAAUCACAGCCCAUAAAACAAGGGAAGGCUAUCGGCAGCGUUUCGCCCGGGACUUCAGGGUUAGCUGUUGAGCAGACCGAGAAAGCAGGCAAGCUUCACCCCACUGAUUUAGGUAGACAGCCGUCAAGAGCAGUAACUAAAAGCUCGUCUUCUAUGAAGGGAAGGGAAGUUAAAAUUGGGGCGUUGAGUUCCGGUACUACAGAGCAAGAAGGACAAGAGGAUGUUACACCUGAACAAGUUGUUUAUGGGAAGAAGAAGCCCUUUAAAAAAGUUUCAAAAACUGUGCAAAAAGUUUCAACUAUGGGACGACAAAUAUCUCCAUCUGGGCGCCAGUCUCCAUCAACGCCAGGAGAGGACGGUGCUGCUGAUGAUGCAGAUUUCGAGCUUUUACUAUCGUCUUCUGCUGACCAGCUUUUUCCCCCUACAGAAGCUCCUACUCUUUCUGACGAGUCUGACAAACCGUCUCCUAUGCCAGGAGCUGCGAUCAGAUCAAGCACCCAUUCCCUGUGGAAAUCAAGUAUAAACAAGGUCUUGCUCUUCCACCGACGAAAGAGCGGGGAAGCAGAAGAAGAGCAACCGAAACAGGAGACGGUCCAGGAGGUAACGUCGCGGAAAAAGUACGAAAAGGUCGACCCGGUUUUGGCCAGGGUGGCCAAACGACUUCAGGCCAUGUGGAACACCAGCAAGCUCGGGGUGGAGCAGGAGAAGCCCCGCCGAGGUAGCAAAUGCUACGCGGGCAGAUGGGACGACAAUCCCCCGCAACAGAUAGUACAGGAGCUUAUUGAAGAAGACAAAGCUGAUCAAACCGCAGAUGGCAGCAAAGAGCAGAAGAAACAGCCGAUGGAGUGGAGAAAACUGCAGGACGUUGUGAUGAUUGUUAGCUCAUUGCAAGGACCAGCAAAACCAGGGACAGAUUCGAGAUCGGAGAGUAAGGAGAGGAAGAUAGAUAAAAAGGCGUCAUCCAGUACUAAGAAGGAGAAGGAACAUAAAGAAGACGAUGAUCUUGAUGUAGGAAAGACAGGCAAGAAAAAGACAAAGUCAAAGAAACGCGAAGUCGAAGAAGCAGAUACGAGAAAAGAGAUGAAAGUGUUAUUGAGGCCAAGCGAAAUCGAUAAAAUCAUGGAGGAAAACGUUCCUCUGACGGACGACGAGUACUUGAAGGUCCGCGACAAAGCCUAUGAGAAGAUCACUUCGGGCGAGGCAGACCAGAUGAUGCAGAAAAGCCUCGCUAAACUGGAGGAGAACUCACAGGAGCUGGUGCAAGCGGAGGCCCAGGAGAGAUACAAAGCCGGGGAGUUGAACGACUACAUCGCGGAGAGAAUCGAAGCCGCGAGAUCGGAUAACAUGAUCAGGAUUACAUUCGACGCCUCUGAGAAGUUCGAUAACGGGGAACUAGAAGACUACAUGGCGGAAAGCUUGAACGUGUUUAAGAUGAAAGCGUUGAAAUCGUCGACUAACAUUCGGGUUCACGCCGACGCUGGUAAUGAAGAAGCCGCCAACUAUAUCAACGAGAUCGUGGAGAAAAUGAAAGAGGACGCGCUGGACUUGGUUAUGUCUGAAGCACUGGCUAAAUACAAAGCGAAUGAGUUUAAUUCGUACACGGGGAAAGACGUGGAUGAUUUGUUCGCGGCGAAUAUCGACAAGAUCAAAGAACAAGUUGCGGCUAUGUUCGAGUUCGAGACCGAUCCAGCGGCACUGUUUGAGGAUUUAGAGAAAUGUAAAAUGUUUAAGGUAGAGAAGAUUCUCGAAGAAGCCAAAUCCCAGAUUGUUCAGGGGGCGUUGGAGAGUUACAAGGCGGAUGCUCUAAGCAAACUGGAACCAGAUUUUCUAGCCGAGGCCACGGCGGAGGCGAUCAAGAAAGCCCAAAAGGACGCUAUAGACAGAAUUAAAAACGAAGCGAUCGACAGAUUGAGAGCUGAAGUGUUGGACAAAAUCAAAGCCGAUGCGAUGGAUUUCCUGAGAAAUAUAAAAGAGCAACAAGAAGUCGAGGCCCAACGUGUUGAAAGACAAAGGCCAGUAAUUUUGCCUGAUGCAGCCAUGGAGGAGAAAGAAAGGCAGAAGCGCCAGAAACUCAAAGAACACAUGUCUCAUGAGAACCUGCAGGAAAUGUCCAGAAUCAACGAAGAAAAACCUGACCGCGAAAGUCUGGAAAUCCCGUCCAUCGAUGUUCUACAACUUGAAAAGGAGCUACAGAUGAUACAGUCAUCGAGAACGGAAGAGAAGCUUCUAGAGAAAUCUAAAAAAGAAUUUGAGAUGUACAAGUUCUUUGAGAAGCUGUCCAAUGAAGACAAGAUUUCCCUCGCCGUCACCAAGGAGAUUCAAGAAGCUCGCAACGAAGUUUGGCCGCAAGUUGAUACCAUGGGAAAACCCGAUAAAACGGAUAAAUUUGAAAAACCCGAAAAGUUGGAUAAAUCUGAGAGACGAGACAGCCUCAGAACCAAGCCGGAAGUACCAACUAGCGUAAAGGGACGAAAGGACUCAAAACUAAGCGACGCAAGACCAAGUCAGGAGCUACCUGAACGCUUUAAAACUCCAACGGAAGUCUCAGUCAAACCGAGUCAUGACCUUGCAGACCGUCUAAAAAGUAUAACGGAUGCGGCACUCAGACACUCAACAGAGCUGGAACUAGCCGAACGUCUCAAAAGUGCUCAGGAUGCCUCGUUGAAACUAAGUCAGGAUCUUAUCGAUCGGUUGAAAAGUGCGCCGGAUGCGGUUGUUAAGCCAGGCACGCCUCGUACGGAAUCACCAGCGAAGUCAUUGGAAGGAGAGGCGGCUGAGAGAAGAAAGUCGCACACGGAGUCUGUGUCUAAAAACAUACAGGAGCUGAUGGAACGGCUUAAGACCGAUCUGGAUACGGAAGAAAAGAUCAAGACGAUGCGCGACCUGCAGAAGUUGCUAGAGAAACAUGAACAGGAUAUGAUAGAUCUUGGCAAGCCCGACCUGAUCAAUAAGUAUGAAGACGAGAACAUAAAGAUUUCUACUCAAAUAAAGAAAGAGGUUGAGAAACUCGCUUUACAAAGGACGAAUUCAGAGAUGAUAAUGUUAUCGAAAAAGUUAUCUUUUGACUUGCCUGGACAAGUUCGCGAGAGGAGAAGAAGAGUUUCGGAGCGGGAAGAGCGAGAGAAGUAUAAAAAGAAGAGACGCGAAAUCAGAGAUGACGAGAGUGACGAAGAAGAUGAUGACGAAUUCGACGAAUUCUCCAGCGACUUUGAAAGUUCUAUCGAGAUGUCCAGUUCACCACCUUCAACCCUAUCUGAACUUGAAGCGCUGCAUAUCCCGGUGAAGAAGUCCACCGCGAAAGCGUUGACCCUGAACGUGCCACCCAAGAGGAGAAAGCUGCCCAAGGUGCUGAAGCAGAAGGUACCGACUGAGGAAGAGAGGGAGGCGAUGAGGGCCACGUUCUUGUCGUCGUUGCAGAGGCCGGUGCUGCCCAUGGUCCCCCCGGCGAAGAAACGCCCCGGUCUGCCGGAAUUUUCCGGCUGGGACCUCAACACCGUCCUCGAGCCGCAUAGACUAGACCACCUACCGACGUAUCUCGAGACGGUUCCGACGCUAAUUAAGGCUGCCAAGUUCAAGAGAACGACGGAGGUGGCCAGCCAGAUCAAGUUACGGCCCCAGUGCGCCAUUCAACACCCCCGAAUAGAAGGGGAGAACUAUGCAUCGAGAUUUGGCUUGGUCGAUCUAUUCGAGUUUAUGUUGUUCAACGUGAUACAGCACAGGCCAGCAAAACCACUCGACUACCUGAUUGAAAUGACUCGGACCAUCAUGACGCAGAUGAAGAUCCGGUACAACAUGUCCAACAUCCUCAACACGCAACACUUGUCUGAUCAGUCAUCCUUCAUGACCGCCUCGUCCGGCUUGUCGUACGGCUUGAGCUCGUCGUCGGGGGCGUCGGCGUCGGCGUCGUCGGCUGGUGGAUCUGACUAA